Messenger RNA from Amphiprion ocellaris (clown anemonefish), 3241 nucleotides. It is a transcript of the gene rab4a, whose product is annotated as RAB4a, member RAS oncogene family. Gene Ontology annotation, biological process: regulation of endocytosis; Rab protein signal transduction. The transcript has 8 exons. Gene Ontology annotation, cellular component: endosome. The coding region runs from base 277 to 918 and encodes 213 amino acids. Lineage: Eukaryota; Metazoa; Chordata; Actinopteri; Pomacentridae. Gene Ontology annotation, molecular function: GTPase activity; GTP binding. The record is from RefSeq and is a predicted model, not a curated record.
CGGUCAACACAAACUUUAAAGGAAUUUAAGCGAUACUUUAAAGUGUGUCUGACAAAUCUCACACAGACCAACAGCGCCACCCUGUGGCAGUCUGGAUGUACUACACAGAUCUGGGCUCACGGAUGAGACAACCAUGUACGGGAAGUCGGAGGGGAAAAUCAGCUGGAAUCCGCGGAAAUCCUCCAUAGGACUAUUUUCCUUUACUUAGCUAGCUAUCCAUCUGUCAACUUCUAUCCCACCCUUCCUUCUUUUGGCUGCCAAACCGCCACACUGGCGAUGUCGGAGUCUUACGAUUUCCUGUUUAAAUUCCUAGUGAUUGGGAACGCUGGAACAGGCAAAUCCUGUCUGUUGCACCAGUUUAUAGAGAAGAGAUUUAAGGAUGAAUCCAACCACACCAUUGGAGUGGAGUUUGGCUCUAAAAUCAUCAGUGUGGUCAACAAAAUGGUCAAACUGCAGAUUUGGGACACUGCAGGACAGGAAAGGUUUAGGUCUGUGACCAGGAGUUACUACAGAGGAGCAGCAGGAGCUCUGCUGGUCUAUGAUAUCACCAGUCGAGAGACAUACAACGCUCUGACCACAUGGCUGAGUGACGCCAGGAUGCUGGCAAGUCAAAACAUCGUCAUCAUCCUCUGUGGGAACAAGAAGGACCUGGACGCUGACAGGGAGGUCACAUUUCUGGAGGCUUCCCGCUUUGCUCAGGAAAACGAGCUGAUGUUCCUGGAGACCAGCGCUCUAACUGGGGAGAACGUUGAAGAGGCCUUCGUCCAGUGCGCUCGGAAAAUCCUCAACAAGAUAGAGUCAGGGGAGCUGGAUCCAGAGAGGAUGGGUUCAGGCAUCCAAUAUGGCGACGCUGCGUUACGACAGCUUCGUUCUCCUCGCCGUGCUCAGCCGCAGGGCACCCAGGAGUGCGGCUGCUAGUUGGACACGUUCCGGUAACGUACACAGACAAGGUUUGUGAAGACCAGGAGAAGAACAGCCACGGGAGACCCGACCAUGUUGGGUUCAGGUUGCUAUGCUGGUGACUCCUCCCUGACCUUCGACCUUUGCACGGACCCUUCAGAACCUUCGUUGUCAUGGCUGCACUUGCAGAGAACUGAACAGAAUUCCCAGCCACGCCCCCUCUCAGAACUCUGAAGAUCUCCAAGGUAACCAGAGGCCGCCCACCCUCCAACAGUCUGCUCCCCUAUUGGACCAAACUCCUCCCAGUCCUCCAGCCAGGAUGUGAAUUACUGACUAGCUUCUCCUACCUUUCUACUUCACACCUGCCUACGCAGCUUAUCACACUUUGUUUUCCUACUGAUUCCUGUCCAGCUUCUGGCUGCACUACUUAAAGGAGCAGUCGACAUUUUGAGCAGUUUCUUUUAUGUGUGUUUGAAUUAAAGGAACAUAGAUAUCGCAGGUUAUUUAAGCCUUUUUCAUACAUGCAAUAAGUGACAUUGCUGGCUGCAUUCUGUUGUUCAGACAAGGACCACAUUUACGUUAAUGUUCCUCACUGCUUCAUUCAGAGAUACCACUACAGUGAUGGAGAGAGGCACUGUACACACACGAUGCUUGCCAUACAUACACGAUUGAGCUGUCAGUAUGUCAUAAUCUUGUGCAUUCCCUAUCCAUUAAUGUGACUGCAUGCAGUUCAGCCUUGUGCCAAGCUGAAAGUGACACAUAAAUGCUACUAGGUUCGACCUAGUAACUUACAAAACAUUCACCAGUGUGAUCAUUCAGCCAUGAAGUCAACAUGUUUGGAUGCCGUCAGAUUAAUGGAUAGGAGUGCAUGUCUGAAAGGAGCUUCAGUUAGCUUUAAAGGUGUUGGUAGGAGGAUUUUUGUAACAAACCACGUGAACCUUCAUGCUAAGCUAAGCUAACUGCUUCCUGACUUCAGCUUGGUACUUGACGUACUAAUGCAGGGUAUCAAUUCUGUCAUCUAAGAAGAAUUAUGUAACCUUUAACCACAUAAUCCUUCCCUUUUACAGCACUUCUCUUUCUCUAUUGACCUGCUGCUCACCUGUUUUAAACACCCCACUAACAGUUCACAGACUACCUGUACAUUUUGCUCUCUCUGUAUGCCUGCUCUGCUUUCCCCUUAUACAAGUUCUCUCUGAGCAAAGUUGCCACCAAAUGACAUGUUACCAGUUUACCUGCUGUACCCUCUUGCCCUCGAUCUUUCCCUUUUCUUGCAUUGUUUACAUCCCUCAUCUCUCUCCUCUGGUCCUCCUGCAGCAUCGUACACACUGUACAGUGUUCUUGUAUAUAGAGACUGACGCAUGUUUUCUCAAACAGAAUAUCAGAGUAUUUCAUUAUGAAGAUAUAUUCUAUGUAUAUUAAAGUAGAUAUCAUAUUCAGCAUCUGUUUCAUGCUCCACUGUAUUAUUAUCAUGUUAAGCUACAAUACACCGGCAACUUGUGAGCAGUACAGAUGAGCAGUACUGUUUUCAGCAAUGAUGUGUUUCGUGGAUGUGGAUUUUAUUAUCAUUAUGAGGAUGAAUGCUCACAGAUAUUAAAAAAAAAAAUCAGACAGAGGCAGCCUGAAGUAUUGUGAGAAAACACUGGGCCUUCUGUUUGUUUGUUGAAGUCAUUUGUGUGAAAUGCAAUUUUUGGAUUCCCAGUGGCAGAUUCAGGUUUCACCACUGAGUUACAUGGUAGUGUAACACGUCUUUAUCAAAGCGAUUCCAUUUAUGACAAAUGACUGAUUUCUCACUUCUAAAUGUUGCCUGUUUACAUGAGACUGACUGACUGCUGCCAGCUGUGGGGUGAUACUAACUAAAAGCAUUUCAAGUUUUAGCAAUGGUAUAAAACUAUCUGAUGUGUGCUUUAUUUAUUUUUCGUCUCUUGUUCCGCCACAUGAAACCUUAGUGACAGAACUUUAAUGUGGGUUUUUUUAUUUGCAGAUUUUGAUUCAGAGGGAUGCUUUUUUUUUUGUUUUAUGGUGCAUUCAAGCAUUGCAACAAGUCAUUUACUGCUUAUACCUUAAGCAAUUUUUGUCCAUUAAAAAUUAGACCGUUAAAUUAGGCACACUUCAAACGGUAGAAGUAUUUCACGUUAAAUUAUCCUCAAGUGUUUGAUAUCUGAUGGUGGCUUUGGCUGCUCCACAUCAGGUUCCUGUCAUGUGUUUAUCUCAUCAGGUCCUUUUGUUUUAUAUUUAUGUAUGUCCAUUUUUCUCUUGUCAUUAUGAAUAUCAUAGAUUUUUAAUUUAUUGUGUAUGACAAAAGGCAUAUGUUUUUAAAAUAAAAACUACUGCAAAUCCAGAA